Messenger RNA from Eurytemora carolleeae, 1826 nucleotides. RefSeq names its product T-complex-associated testis-expressed protein 1. The transcript has 16 exons. The coding region runs from base 136 to 1569 and encodes 477 amino acids. Gene Ontology annotation, molecular function: protein binding. NCBI's taxonomy places the organism in Eukaryota, Metazoa, Arthropoda, Copepoda, Calanoida, Temoridae. The record is from RefSeq and is a predicted model, not a curated record.
CCGAAAGGUUGACUAAGAAGACGACAUUUAAAAACGUGUUUCUUAAAUUCUUAUUUGUUUCGUCAAUAAAACCUUUAUUUAAACAUACUCUCAGCACUGUUAACAUAAAUACUAGUUCAAGAUACUGGGUAGAAUAUGGUUGUGGUUCGUUCAGAGAUAUUAGAAGCCUAUCUUCCUUCAACACAGGAAGUAAAGAAUGAGUUGAUAGGAGAGGUUGUUUCUGAAAACAUUGAUUGGAAUUUAAAGAAAUCUGUUCCUAGCCUCUACCAGUCAUGCAUACAGUGCCUGACUAAUUGCUUCUCUCGUAAACCCUGGCUUUCAAGAAUGUUGAAAGGAAAACAUAGGCAACGAUUUCUAGAAGAGGUUGAUGAAUGUGAAGAUCUUAGCUUGGUUUAUCAAUAUAUAGAGGAUACUCCAACAUAUUGGAGGCGCCGAGCACGUAAAUUGUUUUCAAGUGUGGAUGUGUCCAUGCACAGCGGGAGCUGGAAGCAGCUUUGUGUGGAGCGAGCUCUAACCAAUCAGAUUGAAGCUUUUCAACCGCUGCAAUCCAGUUACGACGACAUUAAAUCUCUUUGUCAGGAUGUUGGAAGUAUAGUAAAAUAUCUGAGAAUUACACAACUCCUGCCACCAGAGGUGACCACUUCAAACCAAACUGUGGUACAAUCUAAAGGAGAAGUUGAGGUAGAGUCAACACAAUCUAAAGAAGUAUUGUCUAGGACUCCAUCUUUAAUAUCAUUUGACCAAUCAAACAUUUCAUCUCCGCCCAGAGUGCCUACACCUGUCCAGAUACUGGAUAUGGAUAUCCCUCCUAAUCAUCUUGAUUUCUCUUUACUCCUGCCCCUCAUACCGAACCUUGAGGAACUCCACAUUUGUUGCCAGGUGAAAAAGUGUGGACUAGAGUUUCGAUGGAGUAUGUUUGGUUUGACAGAGAAGGAUGCAGAUAAUAUUGGGACAGGGUUAGAACAGAUAAACAAGAUUAAACUUAUCAGUAUUAAGAAUAGCAAGGUGUCUGACUCUAUCCUUUAUAUGGUGCUGGACGGCCUGGAGAAGAUGAAGUUGAUUACAGUUCUAGAUUUCCCAAAUAAUAUCAUCACAGAUGAGAGUAUUGAACCUCUUGUCAAAUUUAUCACAGGCAAGAAUGUCAGAACACUGAACUUAUCCAACAACAGAUUAAGAAAUGAAGGAGCUACACAUUUUGCAAUAUUUCUCUCCUCCGGGAAAUCAAGUUUAACCUCCCUCAACUUCAACCUUAAUCUUAUCCAGGAUGAGGGAGGGAUCAGUUUGCUUAAAGCUUUGUCAGUUGAGAAGAAAAUAAUAAAGUUUUGUCUUGCAUCAAACAGACUAACAUCAAACACUGGACACGCUAUCAGAGAUCUCCUGAAGCUGAAUAGAACGAUAGAACAUCUGGAGUUUUCAUGUAACAGAUUCGAAGGAGAUACUGGAGACUAUAUACUGGAGGGAAUCAAAUCCAAUACAAGCAUAAAGUUUAUGGAUCUCAGGUUGAGUGGAAUUGGUCAGGAAGAGGAAGCUGAGAUAAGUGCCAUUAUCCGGAAAAAUGUCGGAGUCUAAAUCUGGCGUUGAUGCACUUUGUAUGUAAUAUGUAUGUAAUAUGUAUGGACUUUGUAUGCACUAUCUAUGUACUAUGUAUGUACUGUUAUGUACUAUGCAUGCAUUAUGUAUGUACUAUGUAUGCACUAUGUAUGCACUAUGCAUGCACUAUUUAUGUACUUUGUAUGGACUAUGUACGUACUAUUUAUGCAAAAUGUAUGUACUAUGUAAGAACUAUGUAUGUAAUAUUUAUGUAAUAUGUGUGUACUUUGUAUGUA